AAAAGUUAAUUACAAUAAUCCAAAAUAAUCCAUUGAAAAACAUCCUCCUUUUCCAAUAAUCUUAUAAGUUAUAAUUGUUUCUUUUAAUCCAAUCAUUUUCUCUCACCAAUUUUUUAUUUAUUUCUUCAUAUAUAUAUAAGCUAAGUUAGCAUUGUCACACAUUCAAAUAAAUCAUACCAAAAUCUCAAAUUAAAAAAAAAAAAAAAUUCAUCAUCAUCAUCAAUGGAGUCUUCAUCUUUCUACUUUGAUCAAUUUUCAACUAGCCCAGAACAAAAUUUCUCAUCAUCUUCAUCAUCAACAUCAUCAAUUUCAUCACUAGAAUCUCUUUCAUGGAGCGAAUUACUCGAUUUCCAUAACGACACCGUUUUAUUCGAAGAACUCCUAAACGGUACACCGCAACUACAAUACGACGUCGUUAAAGCAGAGCGAGUAGAAGAAGGUCAUCAUGUAAUAAAUCAAAACGACGACGUUGUAAUAACGAAAGGUGAAAUGACUAAAAAGUCCUCUUCGUACAGAGGAGUUAGAAGAAGGCCAUGGGGAAAAUACGCGGCUGAGAUUAGAGACUCGACUAGGAAAGGAGUUCGCGUUUGGCUCGGAACCUUCGAUAGCGCCGAAGCCGCGGCUUUAGCUUAUGACCAAGCCGCAUUCGCUUUGAGAGGCUCAUUAGCCGUACUUAAUUUUCCAAUUGAUGUCGUACGACAAUCGCUUAUUCAAGACGACAUGAACACGUGUUGUCGUUUUGAUGACGUGGCAAAAGAAGGAUUUUGUUUUUCUCCGGUGGUGGCUCUAAAGAGGAAACACUCUUUGCGGCGGAAGAAUAAUAAAAAGGCGGUGGCGGCUCCGGCCAAGAAAAAUAAAAAUGUGGUGGUUUUUGAGGAUUUGGGAGCUGAGUACUUAGAACAACUUUUGAGUUUGAGUAGUUAAUAAUUAUUAAUUAAUUAGUUAAUGAUGAUGAUUAAGAUAAUUUGGUAAUUAAUUAAUUAAUUAAUUAAUUACUUUUUUUUUUUUUAAUAUGAAAUCUAUGGUGGUCGAUGGGACCAAUGAGCCAAGAUUUGAAGAAAAGAUUUUGAGGGAUGUCAUGUUAGUGGGGGUAUAAUUUUAAUAUAUAAUAGAUUAAUAGUGUAUGUACUAUGUAUAUUAUUUUUAUGAAUUAAUAAUUAAUUAUGUUUUUAAAGUUUUUCUUUUGUAAAAAGUUUGAAAACGAUAGGAUAGGAUUAAUGCAUAUAUAUUAUAUAAAAUCACUUUUUUAUUAAACAUUAUCGGAUUCUUUUUUUGUCUAAUUAAGACUUAUUAUAGGCAUUAUUAUAACUUAACUAGCUUGUCAAC
Cannabis sativa is the source of this 1326-nucleotide messenger RNA. Its product is annotated as ethylene-response factor C3-like. Gene Ontology annotation, biological process: ethylene-activated signaling pathway; regulation of DNA-templated transcription. The coding region runs from base 223 to 924 and encodes 233 amino acids. Gene Ontology annotation, molecular function: DNA binding; DNA-binding transcription factor activity. The transcript has a single exon. The record is from RefSeq and is a predicted model, not a curated record. NCBI's taxonomy places the organism in Eukaryota, Viridiplantae, Streptophyta, Magnoliopsida, Rosales, Cannabaceae.